Molecule: messenger RNA, 1198 nt
Organism: Mangifera indica (mango)
Lineage: Eukaryota; Viridiplantae; Streptophyta; Magnoliopsida; Sapindales; Anacardiaceae
Product: NAC domain-containing protein 90-like
Exons: 3
Coding region: 225-1016 (263 amino acids)
Biological process (GO): regulation of DNA-templated transcription
Molecular function (GO): DNA binding
Source: RefSeq, a predicted model, not a curated record
UGGAGGGCAGAAUUCAGCUCAAAAGCCUGGAAAUUUCCAAGAGUAAUCUCAUGAAUCUCCCUUGCUCAUUUCCUCCUAUCUUCUUUUGCCUUCUUGCCUAACUUUUCAUUAUAUCUCUUGCUGAUUUCUCUCUAUUUAUAAGAACCCUCCAUGAACGUCCUCCAUUAAUGAGACUUUAAAACAAAAAAAAAUUAGCAGAGACUUUAAACUUCAUCUUCUUCAUCAUGGUAGAGGAUAUGCCACCUGGGUUUCGUUUUUACCCAACUGAAAUUGAAUUGAUUUCCUUCUAUCUUCAUCACAAGCUUCAUACUAACUCAGAGGACUUCAGCCGGAUUAUGGACCAGGUUAUACCUGUUGUAAAUAUUUACGACUUCAAUCCUUGGGAACUUCCACAAUUUUCGCAAUACCUGUGCCACAAAGAUCCUGAACAAUGGUUCUUCUUUGUUCCGAGACAAGAGAGUGAAGCACGAGGAGGGAGACCAAACAGACUGACAACUGAAGGAUAUUGGAAAGCCACUGGGUCACCUGGUUUCGUUUACACUUCAAAUCGUGCAGUUGGAGAAAAAAGAACAAUGGUUUUCUAUAGGGGAAGAGCUCCAAAUGGAAGGAAAACUCAGUGGAAAAUGAAUGAAUACAAAGCCAUUGAACGAGAAGCAUCAACAUCGGCAGGGCAAGAUUUCAGUUUGUGCCGGGUGUACAAGAAAUCGAAAUGCUUGCGGGCCUUUGACCGGCGUCCACCUCCACCACUUCCACCGCUUCAACUGGGAGCAGUAAUAGGCCAGUCAAGGGCUCAGCAAGUUGAAGAUCAUCUUGGUGAUGAGGCGACAAACUCUCAUCAUCAGCCUAGUUCUCAAGUAUGUAUGGUAGAGAGAACAAACUCAGUAUAUAGUUCAUCCGCAGUAGACUAUGGCCACACCUCUCAAAAUGAUGAAAGUAACAACAUGGCAGUGGGCUCUGGUUGUGAUCAACUUUUGUGGGAUUUGGAUCAACUGGAUUUGUUCUGCGGCAUGCGAUAGAAGAAAUUAACUGAGUUGCUAGUACAUCAAGGAACAAAAUUUAAUAAGAACAAACUUACCAUGUGCAUGUAUUUUAUGGAAAGCCAAAAUGUGUUUUUCGAGAUUUCUGGUAGAAGUCUUAUUGGUUGUAUAAUAAUUAAUUAUGACAUUGAAUAACAUACCAAUGAGAGAAAAUUACAAGA